UGACAUGACUCUCUCCGGCGAGCUCCUGGAGCGCAGGAUAAUCUCUUCACCAUUUUCGGUGCUCAGGCUAUCGAUUGCGCCGUUGUUUGGGUGGCUUGACUUGCAUCGUCUCCGUCCUUAAUACAAAACAAUCUCGGCGGUUGAGUCAUAAGGCAAGACCGGGCCCGGGUUACUGGAAGUGGCUGCCUCUGGGUGUCAGCUUCCCGCUGCUUUGUGCAUGCUUAAAAGACCUGUACUCGACCUCGGGUGUUGUUCUCGCCGCAAAACAUCGCGGGGACAGCUUCACUUCUUGCUUUCAUAUCUGAUCCAUCAAGCAGCCCAUUGCAACUGGGCAGCAUCUGCUUCUGCAUCCCCCUUGGAAGCUUCUGGUCGACGUAUCCACCACACCAGCACCCGCUGCACUCCUCACAGAACUGUCACUGCCCACAACCGCCCACUUUCCACUAACGCACCACUGCACAUCAGCACCAUGGCAAACGACGCCGAGGCGCUCAGUCAGCCGCUUACGUCGAGGUAUAAGGCCUCGAUCGAUUACGCCAAAGAUGCCGAGGGCAUGAAAGUGCCCUAUGCCAGCCAGGAUGCGCACGAAAUCGCCACCAUGAUUCGCGGCCUCGAAGAGUGCAGCAAGAAGGGGAAGAACCGCGGCGCAAGAAAGACUAGGUAUGCCGUUUCUUCGUCUCCGACCGGAAUCACGGUCGACUCUUGGCGAUUUCAGGAAUCGGACUACAAGCGGCGUGACCUGCCAACAUAUGCGCGCGGCUUGUUCACUACUCAGACGAAGCAACACGUCCCCGAGAUUGCCAUUCGCGGCUACGACAAGUUCUUCAACAUUGACGAGGUCCGAGAAACCUCCUGGGAGCAUAUCAAGGAGCGCACCAAAGGCCCUUACGAACUCAGCCUAAAGGAGAACGGCUGCAUCAUCUUCAUUAGCGGUCUUGAAGACGACACACUGCUCGUCUGCAGCAAACACUCGACCGGUGACAGGUCUGAUGUCGUUGCCAGUCACGCAAGGGUGGGUGAGCAGCAUCUCGAACGCCAGCUAGAGAAGAUUGGCAAGACCAAGCAGGACCUGGCGCGGGAGUUGAGGAAACGGAAUGCCACCGCCGUUGCCGAGCUGUGCGACGACAGCUUCGAGGAGCACAUCCUAGCCUACGGUCCAGACAAGGCCGGUCUGUAUCUGCACGGCAUCAACAUCAAUAUCCCCGAGUUUAUGACAUAUCCAUCUCCACUGGUCCAGAAAUUCGCCGAAGACUGGGGCUUCAUCAAGACCGGCCUGAUUGUGAUCGACGACAUCAACGAAGUGAAGGCCUUCUUGGAGGAGGUCGCCGAGACGGGAGCCCACGAUGGCCGUGACGUUGAAGGUUUCGUCAUCAGGUGCAAGAGAUCCAGCAAACCGGGCGAGGUUCCCGAUCAGGACUGGUUCUUCAAGUACAAGUUCGAGGAACCGUACUUGAUGUACCGGCAGUGGCGUGAAGCGACAAAGGCUCUCAUCUCUGGAAAGCAAUUCAAGCUCAAGAAGCACGUCAAGAUCACCGAGGAGUACCUUCUGUACGCUCGUCAACGCCUGGCUGCUGAUCCGCACUUGAGGAAGGCUUACUGCCAGAAUCAUGGAAUCAUCAAGCUGCGCAACGACUUCCUCGAGUACAAAAACCUUAAGGGGUCUGAUGCCGCCAACCUCGAAGACGACAGCGGUGCCUCAAACGUGACUCGCGAUGUCAUCCUUGUUCCAAUUGCGACGAUCGGCUGCGGCAAGACAACCAUCGGCCUCGCACUCACCAGCCUAUUUGGCUGGGGCCAUAUUCAGAACGACAACAUCACUGGGUCCAAACGGCCUCCGCGAUUCGUGAAGGCGGUCCUGGACCAGCUUGAGGAGCAUCCCGCAGUUUUUGCCGACCGGAACAAUGCCAUGAGACAUGAACGAAAGCAGAUGAUCACGGAUGUCAAGAUGCAUCAUCUGGCGGCGAAACUGGUUGCCCUCAACUUUGUGCACGACGACAUUGAUGCCGUCCGUCAAGUCACCCGAGAGCGGGUGUUCGCCCGCGGUGACAACCAUCAGACUAUCCAGGCCGCCACAGACAUGAACAAGGUCGUCGGUAUCAUGGAGGGUUUCAUUCAUCGGUUUGAGCCGUGUGAUCCCGAGCGUGAGCCCGACUCCGACUUUGAUGCCAUCAUCGAUCUGGAUCCCACUGCCGGAUCCAGGGAGAACCUCGAAAUCGUGAUCAGGGAACUGCAUCGCCAGUUCCCGAACUUUGUCAAGGAAGUUCCUUCUGCCGAAGACAUGGACCGGGCCGUCCAAAACGCCAUCGACAGCUACAAGCCUGACCUGCGUCACAAUAUUCCCGACCGCUCCAAGAACGAUUCCAAGAAGAAAAAUAAAGAGCAGCAGCAGCAGGAACAGCAGCAGGCUAACGAGAAGCCCAAAAAGAAGAAACCACUCGAAUACAUGUCCGUUGAUGUCCCCACCGCGGAUGUUCUCACGGCUCUCGAAAAGACCUUCUCCCAGGACCUUCCGGCGUCGAAAACCCGCUUCUUCAAACAACUUCAAGGCACUCGCCGCGUGCAGGCCAAGUUCCACGUCACACUGAUGCAUCGUGCUACAGCCAAGGAGCACCCGGAACUCUGGCAGCGCUACACGACCCUCCAGGACACGGACGGUGCGAUCCACCCGGACGGGCGGCUGGGCGAGCUGGACGUGCAGCUCGAGCGCGUGGUCUUUGACGACCGCAUCAUGGCCAUCGUCGUACGCCUGGUGCCUACGAACCCGGAGGACGAGAACAUAAACGCCGACAAUCCGGCGCUGCCAGCAAAGCCUAAGUGGGAGUGCGUCAACCGUGUGGCGCACAUCACCGUCGGCACCAGAGAUGAUUCGGUCAAACCUAAGGAGAGCAAUGACCUGCUGGCAAGGUGGCUGAAAGUUGGCAGCGGAGAGGAGACCGGGAUUGGGGAGCUGUUGAUCGAAGGGAAGCCGCUCAUCAGGGGCGUCGUGAGGGGUGUCUUGGCGAGAUAGGACAAGCGAGGGCAUUUACUGCGCGGCGGGAGGCGUAAGAGGGGUGGAAAACGUCGUGUUGGAAGAAAGGAAAAGGUGAAAAAGCAGAAAUGAGGGAUGGGAACUGGUGAAAGGUGUGGCCCCCUCACCUUCUUGAAUCUGGACUGUAUAUCUCUACUCCCCUAACUGGAGACCAGCAGCUGUAUCCUGAAGCUUAGCCCCACCCAGAUGU
This is a messenger RNA of Thermothelomyces thermophilus ATCC 42464, 3218 nucleotides long. RefSeq lists its product as uncharacterized. The transcript has a single exon. Gene Ontology annotation, molecular function: GTP-dependent polyribonucleotide 5'-hydroxyl-kinase activity; RNA ligase (ATP) activity; ATP binding. Lineage: Eukaryota; Fungi; Ascomycota; Sordariomycetes; Sordariales; Chaetomiaceae. Bases 470 to 3007 code for a protein of 845 amino acids. The record is from RefSeq and is a predicted model, not a curated record. Gene Ontology annotation, biological process: tRNA splicing, via endonucleolytic cleavage and ligation. Gene Ontology annotation, cellular component: nuclear inner membrane.